CACAUACGUACAAACACAUCUCCUAAGAGUAUUAUAAUACCGCAUAAGACUUGGGAAAAGCACCGGAUUGGGCAUCAUAUUUGUAUGUUGUCCCGCACAAGCUGUCCAAUGGUGAGCAUAACCGUCGUCAUGCUUGUUUCGGAAGGCCGGGGAGCUCUCUUUGAUGAGACUCGCCUGGUUUGGUGGCACCGUCGAGGGUGCAUCCUCCGGCGUUUGCUUUAUCGACUACUCAGCAACACUAUUGUCCUUUAUUCCAUCCCCUUCCAGUUCUUCUAUCUGUCCCCGUCUUUGGUAAUCCAGCUCUAUUUGACAUCUUACUAAUGCUUUCGUACCGUUAGUUAUCUACCUGUCCAUGGCAAUAGGUGGUUUUUAAGAUCCCAUCGCCACAUACCAGCCUUUCCUUUUUGUUACUAUGGGACAGUCCUCCUCUACGCAAAGAGAUCAACGCCAGAAUACUCCUUUCCACCACCUGACCUCUCUUCAACGCAGUCACAGCCGCAGGAGGAAUGAAGAUAUGAGUACCGGCCAGAAUACGGAGCAGGAUGGGGUUGUUGGACCCCAGGAAGGCCUUGAAAUAAAUAACGAUGAUGUUGGAAUGGUGGACCAAAUGAUGGCCCCAGUUGAUCCGUGGCAGCCGACGAUCACCCCCGGCGAACUUUCGGGGAAUUCAAGACAAAUGGGGCGUAUCCAAGAAGAAACUGGAUCCCAGUAUGAACCUAUCCAGCGGGAAUACCGAUCUGCAAUUUUAGCUCGCAUGGCCGCCAGAAGACACUCAACGAUGUCAAGGUUAGGAUCCAGGAUUUUGCCGAACUCGGUUAUCCGUGGCCUUCUAAGCAGCGAAGAGGAAACCCCAGCAGAAGGACAUGCGCAUCGACAUGGAAUAGUUUCGAGAUCGAUUCCAAGAUCAGAGAUCGGUCACAGCAGUAGCCGCUUCAGCCCUUUUACCUCACUUAGCGCCAGAGGCGUAUCAAGAAGACGCUCGAUUCGUGCACCCUACUUCAUUCCCCGCAGUGAUCCGUCCGUCAUUUCAGACCCUAACCAUUCGGGCUCUUCCUUGGAUCCGUCUGCGGAAAACAGUCCGGAAUCGGGGAGGGUGUCAUGGCGACGAAACGCUCGACUACAUCGCAUGCGACAGUCGUUGUCGAGUCCCAUUACACAGAUGUUUGGCCAGCCGUCUUCAGGUACGUCUCCUGAUCAGACCCCUGAAGAUACCCAGCAACCCCAUAUGCCCGGCCCUGAUUCCCUUGGAUUUAUUCCGCAUCCAGUGCCCAUGGAUACCCGUCCAGAUUUUGAUGCCCCCCACGAACUGGAUUCCGUGGAGCCUGCAGUGGGAAGCCCACGUCCAGGUUCCCCCCUUUUCCCACAGUCUGCACAAAGCCCAUCGAGUGCGCGACACUUUCCGAGUCUGCUGCGAGCACGGCCAUCUCGAGCUCUGCGACGGGAAGAGCAGACACCUCUGUCGCGCGUCCUUCAGCUCGCCGCUGCGGCUAUUGCUGCCCAACUUUCCGGUACUGCUGGUCCAGUUAUGCCCAACAUUCAAGCACUGGGCAAUGAUGGGCUGGAUGGUUCAUUGGAAAGUUUCAUUCAGAGCCUGCAGCAUGCCACAUCUGGCCACCCAACACCUAGCGACGCAUCUAAUAGCACAGGAGACGAUGGGCCCCCAGCUCCGGUCAACUUCUUGCGAGUUUUUCGAUUCGCCAAUUCCGACAGCCCUCGCGCUCCUGGCCCGUCAAAUCCGUCAACCACAGAGUCAGACAAUUCUGGGAACCAUGGAGAUGGCAUCGAUGUCGAUAACCAUGUAGAUGGGCCUGAAGGUCGCACAGUUACCCUGGUGGUCGUUGGAGUUCGAUCUGUUCCCUCCGGUAAUGGCCCUGGUGGUGACCAACAACCCACAGCGGGGCCAGGUCUAGAUGCUUUGCUUCGACUUCCGUUCUUGACACCAGGGAAUAUCCCCCGAAAUCAGGAUAGUGGCCCUGGGUUUCCCCCACGGGCUGGAGGCCGCCCGGGUUUUGCCGCCAAUCGUCCUACGGCAGGAAGCGCCGGUGCACCAAUUAUCAACGAUGAAACCCCAUCACAGCAAGGACUGUCGAGCCCAUCGCGGAGAUUUUCCGACGCUGGAAGCCGUGGCCCACCGUCAUCGCUUCCUUCUGUCGUAUCGGAAAGCCCUCCAGGUCCUCACCCACCUCCAUCUACACCAGCAGAGCCUGGUCUUUCUGCCGUUUCGUCGGGCGCGUCCACUCCAAGUCGAAGACUGUCAUCCGCAUCGAUGAUGUCACCCAACAUCCUUCCUCAGCUUGACGAGAACCGGUCCAUGCAGCCCACAGUGGAGCCGCUAGAGGACAAUAUCCCUUUUACUACAUCCCGCCAGAGACGCAGAAGCGACUCGGAAUUUGCGCGCCAUCGCGAGCUGGGUUCUGGAGCCGUUAGACGAAAUGGCGUUGUGGAACCCGACAACCCGACGCCACCGGCAGGUAGAAGCUGGUUGAUCUAUGUUGUCGGCACUAACCUUUCGGAAAAUCACCCUGCAUUUGCAACCCCAAGCCUAUUCACUGAUAAUCCGACUUACGAAGACAUGAUCCUGCUCUCAUCCCUCCUUGGCCCUGCUAAGCCACCCGUCGCUAGUCAAGAAGAUCUCACGUCUGCGGGGGGCCUCUUGCGUGUCAUCGAAUAUGGUGGUUCCCUUGUCGCACAGACCCUUGAUGAAGCUGUCACUAUUCCGAUACCGGAGAGAGAACGGUGUUUGAUCUGCCUCAGUGAUUAUGAAGUAGCUGAGGAGCUGCGACAACUUACCAAGUGCAAACAUCUUUACCACCGGGAUUGUAUUGACCAGUGGCUAACGACAGGUCGCAAUUCUUGUCCCCUCUGUCGGGGUCAGGGUGUCGCCGAAAAGUCGAAUGCCGAAGCAUCGUCAGACCCGCCGAGCGCGGCAGCAGCUUGAAUGCACAGAUAUCGUCACGGCCGUCGUUUUUAAUAUGAGGACCCAAUUCGUUUCUUGAGUUAUUGUGUGUCAAGUUUAGCAUGGAGCGUCUAGCCUUUCUACCUCUCUGUUCGUUUUCUUUUUAGCCUAUUGUCUUCUCCACUUACCGAUAUCCAUUGUUGUAUUGCCUUUUGUGAGAGUUCCUUGGUUCUGGUUAUUGUCCUUGGGUUCGGGGGUGUCACUAGGGAUGUCUCAAGAGACUCCAGGGACAGGUCUUUGGACGUCGACAGGCUGGAAGCUUUCGAUAUUCCUGGUUACAAACUUACCUUUGUGAUAUAUCUUAAAACAUUGCGUUUCAAAUAGAC
Molecule: messenger RNA, 3282 nt
Organism: Aspergillus ochraceoroseus IBT 24754
Lineage: Eukaryota; Fungi; Ascomycota; Eurotiomycetes; Eurotiales; Aspergillaceae
Exons: 3
Coding region: 413-2938 (841 amino acids)
Biological process (GO): protein ubiquitination
Molecular function (GO): ubiquitin protein ligase activity
Source: RefSeq, a predicted model, not a curated record